This is a messenger RNA of Exophiala xenobiotica, 4105 nucleotides long. RefSeq lists its product as uncharacterized. Gene Ontology annotation, cellular component: cytoplasm. Lineage: Eukaryota; Fungi; Ascomycota; Eurotiomycetes; Chaetothyriales; Herpotrichiellaceae. Bases 185 to 3919 code for a protein of 1244 amino acids. The transcript is spliced from 3 exons. The record is from RefSeq and is a predicted model, not a curated record.
CCGGUCGCUAUUCUUUCCAGCCGAUGGAAGAGUUGGACCCCGCCAACAAUCGAAGUUAAUCCAUCGGCUCUCAGCUUCACGGGGGCCAUGCUUCAUGAUGUCUUUGGAUCAGCGUGAAUGACUCUAUCAGCAACAGGACCACACUCUUACACCUGCGGGUGCUUGCAGAAUCAACUCCUCAAUCAUGGCAAGCGCAGUCGGUAGCAGCCUCGAUGUCGACUGGCUGCUGCACUCGAAGAAAGGGCAACCUCAAUCUCUCGCAGAGACGAAUAACAAGAAAGAAGAGCCUCGAUCUCAAACCCCUCAGAUCAAAUCGACCGAGCCCACUCCACCUUCGACGCCGACCGAUCAUAAACCUUUGAAAGACGCACAAAAAGAAGGAUCACCUGCAGUUACACCGCAGAAGCCGGCAUCAGCACCGAAUGGCACGAUUAAUCCUCCGCAGCUAGUUACGCUGAAAAAUGGAGCGACACAGCCUCAGAGUCAGCAGCUCGCCCGACCUUCGCUAAUCAAAGGGCAAAGCACCGAGGACAAGAAGGGUCUGAAGAGCAACACCCCGAACGGAAGAAAAGAUGGAAGACGAAGUUCAUGGAUCUCCAGUAUCAGCUCAAAAUUCUCAUCCUCAAAUUCACCUGCACCUUCCCGCCAACCGAGUGCAGAUGAUCGUCAGGCUCUGAACAAAGCAGGCGUGCCAUCACCGCAGCCGAGCCCGAAACUCGAAGUGCCAAAUCCAUUCAGCAAGAAGGAACCAUCGAAAGAGGGACAACCCGACUCCACGAAGGAGGAGAAGCCUUCGCUCCCAGUGCACGUUGGCCCACGACGACCGUCUGUUUUGGUUGCCGCUGGCAAAGAGACCAAACUAGAUCACCCCGGGUUCUUGUCGAGUGCCUUGCGAAGGCUGUCGUCGUCCUCGAACGCCGCCAUGGGCAAAGGUGCUGCACCAACCGGAGCGGCUUGCCCGAGGCGAGUCUUGAACAUUGAUCAGAACCGCGAACGUAUAAGAUUCAGCGAAUUUGAUCAGAACAAGCUAAAGAGGGUGGCAUUUUGUGUCGAUGUGGAGAUUGCCGGGUAUUCUGCUUCGGUGGAUGAGGAGCCUGACAAAAUCGGUCGUCCUGCUGUGUCGAACUCCCAGAAGCAGACCUCUACCACGGAAAAGCAGUCAAUUGGUAAGAAGGAUGUGAAGGAUGCGAAGAUCAAAGACAAGGGUGAAGGUGCUGCUUUGAAGAAUCCUACCAUCGCUACCGAGGCGAAAGAAGAAUCGCAACAGUCCAAGCCCGACGCACCCGCUCAAGAGCAAGAGUCCGAGGAGAAAAAGGAGGUGAAGGCUGCACUUGACGAAGCACCAACAGCUGAUUCGCAAUCUGCGCCGACGACGCGGAAGAAGGAGAAGAAGAAACGAUCUGAAGCUGAGCGGAAAGAACGGAAAGAACGAAAACGAAAACAUGCAGAAGCAAACGGUCUCGUACCUCUCGAGUUGACCCGUGAGGAUAGUGAUUCCGAUUCUAAUUCCAGCAAUACUCCUCCUGGGGCUACCACUCCUAAACGGCCUGUGGACGGUCCUACGACAGAUCCCCUGAGGAUCUAUAAGCGGUGUUGUCAACUUCGUGAGACUUCGGUUCUAAGUCGAGUGAAGGAGCAGAUAUCCAAACCAUCAGCUACUUUAGCAGAAGCACCUGGAACGGUGGCGGUCGUGGAUCUUUCUGGCUUCCACCUGCAAUUGCAGGAUAUCAACACACUCGGCGACUGGCUUGCUGUUGUUCCUGUUCGGAAGCUCAUACUGGAAGACUGUGGUUUGACGGACGAGGGAGUCCGCGUAAUUUUGUCCGGACUCUCGAGUUGCAAAUCUGCUGAACAGGCUCGGCAAAACAGAAGAUUGCCCAAGCGGCCCAGUGGAAAACAUGGCAUAGAGCAGAUGGGUGUGAUUGAGAAACUGUGCCUGAAAAGCAAUCCGGGAAUCACCAAUUUGGGUUGGAAACACAUUGGGCUUUUCAUGCACAUGUCAAGGUCACUGAGAGCAAUCGAUUUGUCUGGAAUCAGCUUUCCCAAGUCUGGAGACUUGUCAAGGUCGCUUUCGACCAACUCCUCCAUCAGCAGCUCUGACGGCCCUUCGAAGUCCUCCGACCUGGGAGCCUUAAUCCUUCAUGCAUUAUCCGAACGCAUGGGCGACAGGUUUGAGGAGCUCAUUCUCAGCGGAUGCGGCCUAUCGACAGCAAACGUCCGCGAUAUAGUCGAGUGCGCUAUGAAAUGCAAGAUUCGCCGCCUGGGACUGGCUGAUAACGACCUCGAUGAAGAAGCAUUGAGCCAUCUCGUCAGAUAUAUGAAAUCCGGCUGCUGUGAAGGUCUCGACCUUGGAGGAAAUGACCUACGAGGUAUGGGCCACAUUCUCGCCGAAGUCGCCGACGAUAAGUGUCCACUGUUUGCCAUCAGCCUCUCUGGAUGCAAUCUGACGCCUAGCGAUCUCAACUCAAUCCUGGUACCAUUCGCGAAACUUACCGAUCUCAAGUUCAUGGAUCUAUCCCGAAACAAGGCUUUGUUCAACCAUGAGCCCAAUGCCGUUCCUAUCUUGCGAAAGUUAUUGCCCAGGUUGACGGAACUGAAGCGUAUCCAUCUGGCUGACGUGGGGUUGACUCCUGACCAAGUCAUAGCUCUUUCCGAGAUCCUUCCCGAUUGCCCAAACAUUAUUCACGUCAGCAUUCUCGACAAUGCUCCUUUGCUCUAUGCGAUGAACUCCAAAGAAGAAGGUGCACAAGAAGAAGCUUGUGCAUUCUUUGCUGCUCUCAUGACCGCAGUGCGGGUGUCGGAGACCAUCAGUGCAAUCGAAAUCGAGAUUCCGGGUACCAACAGCAGUGAAGUCGUUAAAGCGUUGGCUUCCCAGGUCGUCGCAUACAGUCUCCGCAAUAUGGAACGUACGACUCUCGGCGAAAUUGGCGUACAGGCUGUCAAUCUUAAUGAGAAGCAUGCGCCUGAAGUGCUGCUUCAUCUAGUCGGUCAUAUGGAAGGCUAUGCAGAGAAUCAUGACAAUGAUGAGCCUGGCCCUGAUGAAGACUACUUGAUCGCGUCUACAGGUAUCGUCAAAGCUCUUGAUGUGUGCUUGGGCAGCAAAGAUGGCACAAGCCGAGUACAUUCGAGAAAUAUAAGCCCGAGUGUGAGCGGCACUGCAACACCACGACAUGGCGCUAAUCAACAUGUCAAACCGCGGGACGUUAGUUUGCAGCUUUGCGACAGUGCAAGGAAGAUCCGAACGAGGCUGAGACCGGUCCUGGUGAGAGAAGAUCGUGCUGGCAACGAUUAUAACUAUCGCCGUCUGUUUAACCUAGAUCAGACGUUGCAGCGUAUGAUCCAGCGGUUCGAGGACGAAUAUCCAGAAACUAAAACGGGGACAACUUCGCCGAAUGCAAACGGAAUGUAUUCUCCUGACCCCUCAGCAGGGGAUCCGUCUUUGCUCUCUGCUUCCGUGGGCUCCGAUGGACUGAUGAAGAUGACAUCUGCGGAGGAAUACUUCCCGGGUGACUCGGAGCAGCGAGAGUCAUAUGCCAUCAAGCUGUCCCGGACUGCAUCAGAAACCUCUCUCGCGGCGAGAGCUUUCACCGACGAGGAAGGCCGUAUGCAUCGUUUGGGACAAAGCAUCCGGAGAGAAGUGCUCAAACCGACCGGCAUGAACGAUAAUCUACAUGGUACAAGUACCGACGACGAACCAGAAGCUCCUCAUCUUGCCGCUCUUCGAGCCAAAUUUGAGCAGUUACGAGGUGAAGAUAUCCGUGCAAAAGUGGAACGAGACGGCGCAGAUAGUGUGCUCACAGAAAUUGGCCUCAAUGCUCAGGAGCUUCUGGCUUUGAGAGAGACUGAUCCCGAAGGAUUUGAGACGUUUAGAAAGUCACAAUUGGCCGCACAGAUCAAUAGUGGUCGUAUAGACGGGUGAGCAAUGAUGUACGAAUCUUGGGCGGGUGUCGUGCGUUCUGAGCGUUCUGCAUGAUUCUAUGUAUAUAUCGACCGUCUGUUCUAUACCAGCCACAGGGAAUGAUGAUGUUAUGAAGGACUCCUUACUCAACCUGACGACCAAUCUGCAAUGGUAAAGCAGGCCUUCAUGCGUACAUAUCGAAGCGAC